This is a messenger RNA of Phyllostomus hastatus (greater spear-nosed bat), 2837 nucleotides long. It is a transcript of the gene OVOL1, whose product is annotated as ovo like transcriptional repressor 1. Gene Ontology annotation, cellular component: nucleus. NCBI's taxonomy places the organism in Eukaryota, Metazoa, Chordata, Mammalia, Chiroptera, Phyllostomidae. The transcript is spliced from 4 exons. Gene Ontology annotation, molecular function: DNA-binding transcription factor activity, RNA polymerase II-specific; RNA polymerase II cis-regulatory region sequence-specific DNA binding. Gene Ontology annotation, biological process: regulation of transcription by RNA polymerase II; epidermal cell differentiation. Bases 340 to 1146 code for a protein of 268 amino acids. The record is from RefSeq and is a predicted model, not a curated record.
CACACCGCCGCGAGCCAAUAAAGCGUGAACCCGUCCGUCCGGCUCGCACUUUAAGACUUCCCGAGCGGCCGCGGGGGACGCCAGUCAAGCCAGGAGACGCUUACCUGCCGCUUACCCCUCGUCCGGUGCACCUGGCUGCAGGGAACCUCUUUCCGUGGAGUUGGAUACGCGCGCGCGGAGUCCUGGGCACGGUCUCUUAGUGGAACGCGGGGGCGCUUUGGCGACUCGUGCCCUGACGUGCCCCCUCCCCUUGGCCGUCUCCAGCCGGGCUCGGGAAACGCGGGACGACGCCAGCUCUGCUUACGGAAGCGGACGGUGCCGGGCGAUCGGGGUUCGAAAAUGCCUCGCGCUUUUCUGGUGAAGAAGCCGUGCGUCUCCACGUGCAAGAGGAACUGGAGCGAGCUCCCAGAUGAGGAGCGCGGCGAGAUCUACGUUCCAGUCAGCCUGGGCUUCUGCUCGGCACAGCCCUACCUGGAACCGGAGCCCUCGGUGGCUGAGCCCCCUUCUUGCCCCAUGGCUUUGGACAUGAGCAUGCGGGACUCCGCCGGCUACAGUGUGGCUCCUGGACCCUGCGUGGUGGCCCAGCUGCCCUCUGAAGACACGGGCCGCUUGGCAGACGCCCAGAGCAGAGACCACGGUUUCUUGCGCACCAAGAUGAAGGUGACUCUGGGGGACAGUCCCAGUGGGGACCUCUUCACCUGCCACAUCUGCCAGAAGACCUUCACCUACCAGCGCAUGCUGAACCGCCACAUGAAGUGUCACAACGACGUCAAGAGGCACCUCUGCACCUACUGUGGGAAGGGCUUCAAUGAUACCUUCGACCUGAAGAGACACGUCCGCACCCACACUGGCGUGCGGCCCUACAAAUGCAGCCUGUGCGACAAGGCCUUCACGCAGCGCUGCUCGCUGGAGUCUCAUCUCAAGAAGAUCCACGGCGUGCAGCAGAAGUACGCGUACAAGGAGCGGCGGGCCAAGCUGUACGUGUGCGAGGAGUGCGGCUGCACGUCCGAGAGCCAGGAGGGCCACAUCCUGCACCUGAAGGAGCACCACCCCGACAGCCCGCUGCUGCGCAAGACCUCCAAGAAGGUGGCCGUGGCGCUGCAGAACACCGUCACCUCCCUGCUGCAGAGCAACCACCACCUCUGAGCGGCCCGCCCUGGCCUCACCGCCCUGCUGCCUGGCCGGCCAGCCGGCCGGCCGCCCUCCUGCGGCCCCUUGCUGGAACACGGUGACCAGGACUGGAGCCCCCCGGCUGACGUGCCCCCUCGCGCCCGAACUCGCCUCUGCUCGUGUUCACAUGUGUGUGUUACGGGCAGAGGCCGAUCCGAGCCCGGGCAGAUGUGUGUAAGUCUGGGGCAAGGGGCAGGCUGGGACUUCCGUCCCAGAGGAGGUACGGCAGGGCGGCCCUGUGACCUUGCCCCUCUGGAACACAGCGGGGGUGCUGCUGGCCCCUCUCGGACGGCAGAGACAGGAUCGCUGGCCAAACGCGCUCUGAACUACGGGCGGCAGCGGUGGAGCAGGUGCCGACACGCUUGCCGGUGGUCCUGACGCCCGGGGCCCCCGGGGUUCGGCCCUCCGCCGGGAUGCGCACGGGGGCGUGGCUUUGAGCUGUGCACAUGCGCACAGAGGAGGUCUUGCCACACAUCACCUCAUUUUUUAAAAUCAGCGACAAGGUGCCAAGGAAAUUUGAUUUCCUUUUUUUUUUAAUGGCAAAUGUACAGAUAUUAAUAUAUUUUGGGGCCGACGAUGACUAUUUUUAAGUGAGAAUGGAGCUGGCUUAUCUCCCUCCCCAUGAGGUCCUAUUUUAUCCAAGACUCGUCCCCUGGGCCUCGGCCCUGGGGCGGCUGCCCCGCCCCACCGCAUGGUACUGCCUGGGGCGUUCACCUGGGUCCUUCCUCCGGCCCUGCCUGGGGGACGUACCACGCUGGCAGGAGGGGCCGUCCCCUGCUUCCAGGACAGCCUAUCACGUCUGCUCGUCCCUCCCACGCCGUCCCUAGCCGCGCCUGCAGGACCGAGGGCCUCCUCGUCUCCCGAGGACAGACCUUGCGUGGAACAGCUCACCGUUCUGGAGGUCGAGGCCUUGCCCAGCUAGAGCGUGAGGGGUGGACCGCAUCUCCGAGAUGGCUGGCGGCGCAGAGGAGAGGGGGGGCCAGGCAGCCGGGUCCUCUCUUUGCCUGGUUGAGUAAGAAACACUUCUAGGACAACGGCCAACAAACUGGACAGAAUGACAACCAGACACAUUAGAAACCUGGCGCGGGAGGGCAGUAUUAGAUGGCUAAUAAGUUAUAUCCGUCACUUUCUUUCUGACAGUAAAUAAGUUAUAUUUGCAGCUUCUUUUCUGUUUUUUGGAAUCGCGAGUCUGGCUCUCCAGCCCCUAAGGGGAGAGCUGGCAUUUCUGGGUUGGCUCUGCCUGAGGGACUGGCCAGGCCCCCCUGGCUUGGCUGGGUUUCCUGCUGAUAACAGAAAAGGGGGGUGGGCCCAAGGGGAGAGCCAGGUUGGGGAGGGGGCCGGCCUGCUGGGCCGCCCCCGAAGCCAAAGCCCAGGAGGCACGAGCCCAGGCCCGGGAGAGCCGCAGUGGCACGGUGCCCCGCCCCGCCGAGGGCCAGGGGCCUCGCCUGUUCUCUCCGAAUGGAAGACUCUUGCUUUGCUUCACUUUAGAGCGUGUGGGAGCUGCCGUAUUCUGGGAGUUCUCUAGGGUAAAACACCACGACCUGGAAGCUGCUUGUUUACAUGUCUGCACCCCUGUGUUCGUUGCCAACCGGAGGGCGUCACAAGGCUCUGUGUUAUCUAUUUUAUUUUGUAACUUGCUCCCCAGCUAUUAAAAUCAAAGAAACUUU